This is a messenger RNA of Lathyrus oleraceus (garden pea), 681 nucleotides long. RefSeq lists its product as uncharacterized. The coding region runs from base 1 to 681 and encodes 226 amino acids. The transcript has a single exon. The record is from RefSeq and is a predicted model, not a curated record. NCBI's taxonomy places the organism in Eukaryota, Viridiplantae, Streptophyta, Magnoliopsida, Fabales, Fabaceae.
AUGCACUUGUUUAUUUAUGCUGACUAUGUGAAAAUAUUGGGUCUUGUAGUGUCUACUUUGAGUAGUGGACUAGUUAUUGAUACUCCAAUAAAUGGGUCAGUGAAUACUUCUUUAAUCUGCUUAAGUUGUCCUCUGUCAAUAUAUGGUAGAUACUUUGGUGUGGACUUAACUUGUAUGCCACUAAGUGAUCUUGAUGUCAUUAUGGGGAUGAUCUGGUUGGAAUUCAGCCAUGUUCAUAUCAAUUUCUACAACAAGUCAGUACGAUUUCUUGCUCCUGACAAUAAAGAAGAAACUAGUUUCAUAUAUGCUGGUCAAUUGGAAGAGUUGUUGAAAUAUGAAGCUAAAGUGUUUGUAAUGUUUGCUUCAUUUUCUGUUGAGAGUCAAACAAUAGUUAAAGGGUUAUCAAUGGUAUGUGAAAUUCUAGAGGUGUUUCCAGAUGAUAUUUCAAAUUUACCGCCAAAGAGAGAUAUGGAGUUUGCUAUUGAUCUUGUUCCUAGUACUAGCCCUGUUUAUAUGGCACCAUACAGAAUGUCAGAAUCAGAGUUGGGAGAACUGGAGUAUCAGUUGGGAGACUUACUUGAAAAGAAAUUUAUUAGACCAAGUGUGUCACUAUGGAGAGCUCCAGUGUUGUUGGUAAAGAAAAAGGAUGGUAGUAUGCAACUAUAUGUUGAUUAUCGAUAG